GACUAAACAACUGCGUUUGUCAACAUGUACACCCAAUUUUUGCCAGUGUUGGUCACUUUCGUGCUGCUCGGAACCGUUGCGUCUGCACCACCGUCCACGGCGGACAUCAUAUUUCCGGAGGUGGACGAUCUAGCGAUUGGUGAUCCGUGUACGAUUGCGCCUUCGCCAGAUCCGGCUGGGAUACAGUUCGCCAGGCAGGGAAUCUGCCGGCGGGUGCGCGACUGCCCAACGUUCGUUCCACGCAUCAUUCUGGAACCGUUCGAUGUACGGCGCGAUAUUUGUUAUUUCGAGGUGUACGAUCCAGUUGUGUGCUGUGUUGAUGUGCCCACUUCCGCAGAACUUAUGCCACCGAACACCAACAAACAGCUGUCCUUGGAUGACCUAGACUACACUAAUUUAAUUCAUUAG
Molecule: messenger RNA, 408 nt
Organism: Anopheles maculipalpis
Lineage: Eukaryota; Metazoa; Arthropoda; Insecta; Diptera; Culicidae
Exons: 1
Coding region: 25-408 (127 amino acids)
Source: RefSeq, a predicted model, not a curated record